Setaria italica (foxtail millet) is the source of this 579-nucleotide messenger RNA. RefSeq names its product formin-like protein 14. Bases 1 to 579 code for a protein of 192 amino acids. The record is from RefSeq and is a predicted model, not a curated record. Lineage: Eukaryota; Viridiplantae; Streptophyta; Magnoliopsida; Poales; Poaceae. The transcript has a single exon.
AUGGCCGGGCACAAGAACGCCGCCGUGGCGUUGCUGCCUCUGCUCCUCCUGCCGCUGGUGAUGUUGAUGCUCACUUCCACCGCUUCAGCCGCGCGCCGCUCGCCGCCGCCGCCGGCGAGCACGGAGGAGUUCCCGGUGCUGCGGAAGGUUCCCACUGGACCGAACAAUGAGACCAGCGACCCGCCGCCGCCGCCAGCGGUGGCCACAAGCUCCGACGUCGACUUCCCGGUGCUGCGGAAGGUUCCCACUGGACCGAACCGCGAGACCAGCGACCCGCCGCCGCCGCCGUCAGUGGCCACGAGCUCCGUCGUCGACUUCCCCGUGCUGCGGAAGGUUCCCACUGGACCGAACCACGAGACCAGUGAUCCCCCGCCACCGCCGGCACUGGCCACGAGCUCCAUCGUCGACUUCCCGGUGCUGAGGAAGGUACCCAUUGGACCUAACCCCAUGACCAGCGAUCCGCCGCCUACGCCGGCGGCGGCCACAAGCACCGACGACAUCUCGGUUAUGAGGAAGGUUCCUAAUGGACCAAACUCCAAGACCAGCGACCCCCGGCCGCCGCCGCCGCUCCGCCAGUGA